GAUCUCCAUCACGAUGACAUGCUAUUUUUUUCAGGGCAAUUUGUACCUUAUGGUUCACUUUCUCUAGUAUACAACCAAGACCGAUUCGUUAACAGCAGUGUGACUGUUAAAUUAUAGUUGUUGACCGCGGUUUAUUAAACACCCGACUGUCUGCUUCAUUUACCCAGAAUGCCUCGCUUGUUGAAGUGACUGUGUGGAAUAGCGUCAGCCAGCUAACUACAUUUGGCAUACAUGAAGUUGUCGCUACUAUGCAUGUUUACUGUACGAAAUAAGAUAAAAGAGGGAAAUAAAAUAAAAGGGGAAGGAGAAAUCUGUUUUCAAUACACCAGCAAUGCCUCUCUUCACGACCAACCCAUUUGACCAAGAUGUUGAGAAAGCAACCAGUGAGAUGAACACAGCUGAGGACUGGGGCCUCAUUCUGGACAUAUGUGAUAAGAUAGGGCAGUCACGCACUGGGCCUAAAGAAUGUCUCCGCUCUAUAAUGAGAAGAGUGAACCAUAAGGAUCCCCACGUGGCCAUGCAGGCACUCACUCUCCUUGGUGCUUGUGUCUCAAACUGUGGCAAGAUAUUCCACUUGGAGGUGUGCUCCAGAGAGUUUGCCAGUGAAGUCAGCAAUGUCUUAAACAAGGGCCACCCCAAAGUGUGUGAGAAGCUGAAAGCCCUGAUGGUGGAGUGGGCAGAGGACUUCCGCAACGAUCCUCAACUCAGUCUGAUCUCCGCUAUGAUCAAGAAUCUACGCGAGCAGGGUGUAACUUUCCCAGCAGUUGGGUCACAGGCUGCAGAGCAAGCAAAAGCAAGCCCUGCUUUAGUGGCAAAGGAUCCCUCCACCUCAACAAACAAAAAAGAAGAAGAAGACUUGGCCAAAGCUAUUGAGUUGUCACUAAAGGAGCAACGUCCACAGCCUCAGACCUCCCUGUCAAGCCUUUACCCAAACACUUCCAGCCUGCUCUCCUCAAACAAGUCAGACGGCAGGAAAGUCCGUGCCAUCUACGACUUUGAGGCCGCUGAGGACAAUGAGCUCACCUUUAAGUCAGGAGAAAUCAUCACUAUCCUGGAUGAUAGUGACCCCAACUGGUGGAAAGGGGAAACAUACCAGGGAGUGGGGUUGUUCCCCUCUAACUUUGUCACAGCUGACCUCACUGCAGAGCCUGAGAUGAUGAAGACAGAGAAGAAGAGCGUACAGUUCAGUGAGGACAUCCAGGUGGAGACCAUAGAGCCCGAACAAGAGCCUGUAUAUAUAGACGAAGACAAAAUGGACCAGCUACUGCAGAUGAUCCAGAGUGCAGAUCCCACAGACAACCAGUCAGACAGUGUUGAGUUACUACAGUUGGAAGGUGCCUGCAAUCAAAUGGGGCCCCUCAUUGACCAGAAGUUGGACGAUAUAGACAGGAAGCACUCCGAGCUGUCAGAUCUGAAUGUGAAGGUGAUGGAAGCUCUGUCUUUGUAUGCCAAGAUAAUGAAUGAAGAUCCAGUUUACGCCAUGUAUGCCAAGCUACAGAGCCAACAGUACUACAUGCAGCAACCUGCCAAUGCAGCACAACAGGUCUACGCUGGUCAGCCUGCAUCAGGUUCGUAUGCCAUGAGCGGUACUACAGUGCAGGGUUACACCGUUCCCAUGGAGCAGCUUCCAGCUGGAACCCCCAUACCGGGUCAGCCUGCUCCCAGUGACGUUCAUAUGUACAUGGGCCAGCCGCCAGUCUACACUGCAGCUCCAGGGAGCAUGGCCCCAGCAGACUUGCAGUCUUACCAGCUACCGGCCCCCGGCCCGGCCCCAGGCAUGACGCAGAUGCCAAACUACAGCACCCCCUCUGGGCAGAGCAUAGCACCUUCCUCAGACCCCUCACAGGCCCCCUACUCAGAGAAAGCUUUGCUAUAGGGCCCCCCCCUGAGCUCACCGUUAUCGUCACACAUACACAUGAACCAGACCUGAUCGUAUAGUGGUCUUAGAUCAUUUAUCUUAUGUUUUACGAUUAGUUUUAUCAUAGAACACCAGCUGGAUGAAACAAUUCAAAUAGAUUAGACUAAAAAAACUUGACAUUUGGCACACUUUGAGUUGUUUUAUCUGGCAGAUAAAUAUACAGUUACACUUCUCAGUCCAGGUUUAGAAGUGAUCACGAGGGUUUGAUUUGAAGAGCUCACACCAAGACAUGCAUAGUAUAAAAAUGGACACACUGUGUUCUUUUAAUUGAUGAAGUUUCUGCAUUUUCACUCUUCUUCUCCAUGCCUUUACAUGACUCAGAUGUGAAGACACGGAAGAGUUUUUAUUUGCACUUUUAUCUUCAGUUGCACUUAUUUAAGUUUUGGUCAUUUAAGCGUGAUCACUUCCAAAUCUAGCUAUAUAUAAGCAAUAUAUGCAUUCUCCAUUGUUUUUAUGUACGAGACCUGACUUAUUGCUCCCUUUUUAUGAUAGGACUUUUGAAAAAUUGUGGUAAUGUUUUAUUUUAUGGUUCCGGAUUACAUAAUGUAGUACCAAUUAUAGAGGAAAUGAGACCAAGUUAAUUUAGUUAGGCUUUAUGUAAAUUAAAAAUCAGUUAAAUUAAAGGAAUUUCCUUUAAUGAAUGAAUAUUUACUUACUUAACUUCAUUUGUCAUUUAUCAUUGGAAACCUUUUUCUUCUACAGCUCUUUCCUUGAAACUACUAAGACAUUACGGACCUGUAAAAUAAAGCAUUAACAAAGUUGCUUUGAGAAAACAAGUGUAGCUGUAGCUGUAGCCCCUUAUCUAAUCCAACCACAAAAUAGAUAUGCAAUUACUAUUUGAUCAAGUGUAAUAUACACACGUGCAUUCCUUCACACCACCCCUCAAGAAGCCCAUUGAAGCUACACACAGGACACACAAACACACUACAGGCAGGUGGACAGACAUACCAGUUGGUUCGCAUCCUCAGCCGAUCAUGAUCAUUAACCUUCACUCACACACUAACAUACCACAGCCUUCUCACCCACUUAAAGCAACUGCAGUGCUAAUCAUGUCACAAAAAGGGGUGUGAACUUACAUUUCACCUUACUUUCUUUUUCUUUUUGUUUAAUCAGAAAAGGACUUUUAGCGAUGCUAAAAACGUUGAGUUACUACAUUCUGUAUAUGUGGUCAACUUUUAGAAGUACUGAAAACUGAAGCCACUUUGUUUUUUGGAGGGAAAAAGAAACCAGAGGAAUUGAAGCAUGCACAUGACUCUUGUAUAUACUGUACCAAACUAGUAGUGAAGCCACAUGAUGACCUCGUGGAUGAGCUGGAUGUUCGCACAGCUCCAAGUGUUUCUCUCAGCCUUAAAGGUGAACUCUGCAGUCAUGGUGUCCCUGCUGAACUAAUGGUGUAAAAGCCAAAGAGAGAAAAGUGAAAAAGCGCCAGAUUACAAGAUUUUUUUCUUUUCUUUUAAGAUUGACUCUUAACGUCAUACUGCAGAGUUUUCCUUUUCAAAAUGAGCAACUCUUGAUCCUUGUUGGUGGAUGUAGUGUUUGCGUUGUCUCUAUUCAGGCGCUGUACUAACACUACAGACAUGGCAACUAAAGGGCAAACUGAACUGCCCCAGUGUCUUUAAAGCAUCUCUUUAGUCAGUGUUAAAACGUGAAUGCUAUGGGUUUUUUUUCUAGUGUGUUUUAAUUUAUGUUUUGAUUGUUAUGCUAUUUUAAAUGAAGCAGUGCAGGAUGUAUGUAUUCAGAGAAAAGCAUAUGUGAUAUUCUGCCUAACUUAGUUGUAUAUUUAAGUCUCUCACAUCAGAACGUUUUCUCAGUGUUUGAUACAUGCUUAUUGUACUGUAGGGUCAAAUGGAUGGUAAUGUGAAAAACUGAUCUAACCUCCCCAUGUAUUUCAAACCUGUCCUUUCUCAGAGCUGUCUAACACUAAAAACAAAUUCUACUUGAAGCAGAACUGAAAUACAGUUUUAUGAUUCUGGAAUGCACAGUUGGAGUUUGUAAAACACCUCUUUCUCAAGGUUCCACUAAAGCUAUCAGUUACCUUGACCCUUGAAAAUUGUUGUUGAAAGUUGAAAUAUUGUAGAAAAGUCUACUUCUCAUAUUAUACUUUACAUACUCUUCCAUGGCUUCUACGUGUUCAAAGUCUUUGGGAAAAAGUUGAUGUUUAAGAAUAUUGACUGGACAGCAAAACACUGAAGAAACAGGAAAAUUAUUUAUCCCUUAUCUGAUAUUAAACGAUGCUACAUUAAGGCAUUGUGAAGCAGUUUUAAAUAUGAUGAAAUAGAUUUUCCAGUUGCGGGACAAAUUGGUGUGUUUAUAUUUGUGUCAUUUCAGUUUCUCUUGAGGUGCUAUAAUUGUGCUCCUCGUUGCCACCUCUGUGCCACCGUAACAAUAUAAAAGAACCCCGCUUGAGUCUUGGUACCUGGGACUUUGCAAACGUGAAGUCAUUUAAUUUUCCAGAACUUGAUUUUAGCAUUAAUAUACCUGAUUUAAAGGA
This is a messenger RNA of Etheostoma spectabile (orangethroat darter), 4409 nucleotides long. It is a transcript of the gene stam, whose product is annotated as signal transducing adaptor molecule (SH3 domain and ITAM motif) 1. Bases 332 to 1876 code for a protein of 514 amino acids. The record is from RefSeq and is a predicted model, not a curated record. Gene Ontology annotation, molecular function: ubiquitin binding; phosphatidylinositol binding. Gene Ontology annotation, biological process: protein transport to vacuole involved in ubiquitin-dependent protein catabolic process via the multivesicular body sorting pathway. Gene Ontology annotation, cellular component: ESCRT-0 complex. The transcript is spliced from 14 exons. NCBI's taxonomy places the organism in Eukaryota, Metazoa, Chordata, Actinopteri, Perciformes, Percidae.